AAGCGAACUUCAAUCAUGGCUAACAACACCCCACCCCUCAUCUUCCUCCUACUCCUUUCCUGCGUCUUCUCCGGCCGACUCAUCUCCGACGGCGUCCAUGACGGCUCUCUUGCUCCGCCGCUCUUACUCCGCCUAAAUAACCCCUUCCGAUCAUCCGACACCUGCGACCAGACCUAUGACUUCUUGCCCUGUUCCACCACCGUAUUAGGCAACCUCUUCCUCAUCAUCGUCUAUGGCUAUCUCAUGUUCUUCCCCGCCAUGAAUCUCUCCAAUGGCAGUGAGCUCUUGCUUGCGAUCCUGGGCCCUGGUAUCGUCGGCGGCCUCUUACUUCCCAUUCUCGGCACUCUUCCUGAUGCCAUGCUCAUUCUCGUAUCUGGACUCUCUGGAACUACAGAAACUGCUCAAAGUCAGGUCUCAGUUGGAAUGGGUUUACUUGCUGGGUCUACAGUCAUGCUCCUUACAGUAAUAUGGGGAACUUGCGUAGUUGUUGGCAAGUGUGACCUCCAGGAUUCAAUUGCAAAAGAUGGAGAAGAUACAAAGGGAUUUAGCUUAACUGGAUCUGGUGUAAGCACUGACAUUUGGACUAGCUACGCUGCAAUGAUCAUGGCUGUAUCUGUAAUCCCAUUUCUUGUUGUCCAAAUACCACAACUUAUGAAUUCGACUUCAGCAAAACGCUUAGCAGUCUUGAUUGCACUUGUUGUCUCUUUCUCACUUCUGAUUUCAUAUUGUGUUUAUCAG
Messenger RNA from Camellia sinensis, 738 nucleotides. Lineage: Eukaryota; Viridiplantae; Streptophyta; Magnoliopsida; Ericales; Theaceae. The record is from RefSeq and is a predicted model, not a curated record.